This is a messenger RNA of Colossoma macropomum (tambaqui), 880 nucleotides long. It is a transcript of the gene abitram, whose product is annotated as actin binding transcription modulator. Gene Ontology annotation, molecular function: actin filament binding; actin monomer binding. The record is from RefSeq and is a predicted model, not a curated record. NCBI's taxonomy places the organism in Eukaryota, Metazoa, Chordata, Actinopteri, Characiformes, Serrasalmidae. The transcript is spliced from 6 exons. Gene Ontology annotation, biological process: regulation of actin filament polymerization; regulation of filopodium assembly; dendrite morphogenesis. Gene Ontology annotation, cellular component: filopodium tip; nucleus; dendrite. The coding region runs from base 49 to 594 and encodes 181 amino acids.
AGUUGUAGUCCGUCAUGGUGGUUGGGAAGUGGCUGCUGUGUUUUUGCCAUGGAAGAAGCAGAUAAAAAAGCUCCAUCUGUCAUUGACCGAUAUUAUACACGAUGGUAUAAAACAGAUAUGAAAGGAAAACCAUGUGAAGACCACUGCAUUCUUCAGCAUUCAAACAGAAUCUGUGUUAUCACCCUUGCAGAGUCUCACCCCAUUCUUCAGAAUGGGGGGAAAAUCAAGAGCAUCAACUACCGGAUCAGUGAUGGAUGCAGCCGCCUGAACAACAAAGUAUCUGGGAAGUCAAAGAGAGGUGGUCAGUUCCUCACAGAGUUUGCUCCACUGUGUAGAAUAACAUGUACAGACGACAUAGAGUACACCAUUUUUAGCUGUAUCAGAGGACGUCUAUUAGAAGUCAAUGAGGAUAUCCUCAAGCAACCUGACCUGCUACUGGAGAAGCCCUCUACUGAAGGGUAUAUAGCAGUCAUCCUACCCAAACUUGAGGAAAGCAAAAGCAUCACCAAUGGCCUUCUGACUAGAGAACAAUAUGAGGAAGUUGUCUCUAAGCGGACUGCUCAACAGCCAAAGCCUUGCCGAGAUCAGCCUUAAAGAAAUUUUCUCAGGAAAGUUUCAAUCAGCUAGUGAUCACGCAGUCUACCUGGUGAAGUCUGACAUGACUUGACUACACCGACUGAAGCUCAUCAUUACCAUGUCCAGUAGAAUUUCCAAGGAUUUUUUGUGUAUUAGAUGAGAAAAGCACUGUAGCCAUCAUGGCAUUUUGUUUUACCUUUCUCAUAUUUGCUGUCUACAGCCCCUGCUUUUUUCUAUGGACAAACUGUUAAGGAAAAAAAAAUAUAUUCACAGAUUUAACUAUUUUUAACACCACAUCUUAACA